Messenger RNA from Suhomyces tanzawaensis NRRL Y-17324, 777 nucleotides. RefSeq lists its product as uncharacterized. The coding region runs from base 253 to 519 and encodes 88 amino acids. NCBI's taxonomy places the organism in Eukaryota, Fungi, Ascomycota, Pichiomycetes, Serinales, Debaryomycetaceae. The transcript has a single exon. Gene Ontology annotation, biological process: iron-sulfur cluster assembly. The record is from RefSeq and is a predicted model, not a curated record. Gene Ontology annotation, cellular component: mitochondrion; L-cysteine desulfurase complex.
UUUUGUACUUAUUGUCAGCGUUGUGUAAAUUCGUCGAGCCAUGUGCCGAUUUUGAUUAUUUAACUUAAAGAUACCUUUAAUAUUAAUCUUGUGAGAUAGGUGGCUACGCGUCUAGCAUCCGUUUUGGAUAGCUUCGUUAACCGGUCUUUGGUUAGGUCUAGGAGAAUAUGAUUAAUAACACAGCACGUGAUCGAAUACUAAAAUGUGCACUUGACCAGAUCCCGCUCAGUCAUCAUCACCACUACCUCCAUCAUGACUACGCAAAGGGAAGUAUUAUCGUUAUACAAGCAGCUACUCAACAAGGCAUACAAGUUUGACAACUAUAACUUCAGAGAGUACGCCAAGAGAAAGAUCACACACUCUUUCAAGACCAACAAGUCUGUGACUGAUGGUGAAAGUAUUACCCAACUAUACAACGCUGGUAUUGACAGCUUGGCCCAACUACACAGACAGGCUACCAUCUCAGGAAUGUUCACAUUUGACAAGUUGGUUGUUGAGCCAUUGAAGAAGCAUCAUUAAGCAUGGGUCUUCGAGACAAGUCCACACAUUGAAGUUUCAACCGAGAAGAACCACCAACAUGUGGCUCAAGACAGGAAUAUAUUAACCUCCGUCUCAAAUGGGGGUUCAAUCGAUUCUUCGCUUGUUUGGAGGUGUUGUUGAGUAUGUCACGUACAGGCCAAAUGGGUGGCAAGGCUCGUUGUAUUUAACAUAAACGUAUAUAGUCAAAAUAAUAUGAUAAACCGAUAGUACAACAUCGAGCUAUGGUAAAAACUUGGA